GGGCAAUAGUGAGAGGCGGGUUGGGCAAUAGUGAGAGGCGGGGCAGCCAAUAGGAGGCGCGAACUUUUACCUGAGGAGAGAAGCGCGGGCUGUGAGGGAUAAUGGGCGGGCUCUCUCCGUUUACUGUGCGCACAUCUCCGAGCCUGGCAGCCCCGUGUCACUUAUACCGACACCUGUAUCUACAAGACUGACAUUGUGUCACUAUAUAAGGAAAUGUCGUUGGUUUGGCUCCAGGUGGGUCAGUGUGGUAACCAGAUUGGGCAGGAGUGGUGGCAGAUUGUGUGCAACAAUGCAUCGGAAGCUGACAGGUAUCCCUAUUUCUCUCGGGAUGGGAUGAUAAAUGCCAUCUGUGUGGACAGUGAGCCCAAAGUCGUUCGAAAACUAGGGAAACAAGUGACGAGAGGGAAUUUCAGAGACUCUAAUCUGAUCGUGGGGAGAAGAGGGAGAGGAAACAACUGGGCAUUUGGUUACAGCGGGGUUGGUGGAGACACAGAGAAGAGUCUCUUAGCAAGAACUAUGGAGAGUUUUCGCCAUGAGCUGGAGCGCAGAGACUGUUAUAGCGGCACAGUCCUCCUGCACAGCCUGUGUGGGGGAACCGGGUCGGGUCUGGGAGCACGUCUGUGUGAAGAAAUUAGAGACACGUAUCCAGCAGGUCAUAUAUUGUCAGUAGCUGUGGCUCCACAUGAGACUGGUGACACCCCACUUCAGCAUUACAACUCCCUGCUCUGCUUGUCUUCGUUACAGAGGUACUCAGACGGGAUCCUCCUCUUCCAGAAUGAUGACAUCAUGCACAGAGUGGCAGCUCUUGGGGAGAAAAAGGUACCCCUUGUGUCUGGUGUGGAGACUCCAGUUUCACUCGCUGCUAUGAACAGCCAUAUUGCUUCUUGCCUAGCGGGACUCCUGUACCCCACAAACACACUCAGAACCAGAAGUGCAGUGAGUGUUGGAAUUGAACCGUGGGAGAUCAUCAGGACACUGUGCCCAAUGAGCACCUUGAAAUUCCUUCAUACAACCCAGAUUUGCAGAAGAGGAACUCCAUUUUGGGAUAGAGUGACCGUGUCUCUUACAAAGAAUAUUCCUCGUGCCUCUCCAGAUGGCGCUGGUCUGCAUCACAGCACAUCAGUACUUGCAGUGUCUCGUGCCUCCCAGGACAAAUCAUUCCUCCUUUCUCAGGAUUCAGUACUGAUGAAGCUUAAACAAUCCUAUCGGUGCGUUCCCUGGAACCCAUUCCCCGUCGACUGCUGGACAGGGUCGCAAAACAUUUUGGAUCCUUCUCAGCAGAGCCACUCUCUGACUGUUUGUGCCAACCAUUCCAGUGCUGCAGACCUGAUGAGGAGGGUGAUCCACAGAGCUCAGGCUAUGUAUGAAGCGCAAGCCUAUCUGCACUGGUACCAGCAGUACGGCUGCGAGAAGGAAGAUUUUCAAGAAGCUUUUCACACAUUACAGUCAGUAGCUGAAGAUUACAGCAAACUGGGCGAGCCCUGACCAGUGUCUAAAGUAUACUUAGCCCCUUCAGUGCUACUGAGCAGCACCAAGUAAAGAAUUGCUAAACUGCAUUCACUUUAUAGAGAAAAUAUACCAUAUAUACUAUAUAAAUGUAUUCUAUUUAUAUUUUCUGAGUGACACAGUGAGAGAAAUGUUAUUUAUGUUUUAUUUGUGUGUAGGUUUUGUAUUUAAUCAUUUUUAUACAUUUAAAUAAACAAGGAUUUUAUUUCUGUA
This is a messenger RNA of Xenopus laevis (African clawed frog), 1719 nucleotides long. RefSeq names its product zeta tubulin L homeolog (gene tubz1.L). Gene Ontology annotation, biological process: microtubule-based process; cytoskeleton organization. Gene Ontology annotation, cellular component: cilium; nucleus; centriole. The record is from RefSeq and is a predicted model, not a curated record. Lineage: Eukaryota; Metazoa; Chordata; Amphibia; Anura; Pipidae. The transcript is spliced from 11 exons. Gene Ontology annotation, molecular function: structural constituent of cytoskeleton; GTP binding. Bases 214 to 1485 code for a protein of 423 amino acids.